CCGCCGACGCCGCCACCGCUGCUGCUGCUACUCUCUCGGAUUUCCAGUAAAUUGGCCGCCGCUACCCGUCAGUAGUAUCGCAUUCGUUUCGCCCGCGUUCUUUCGCUCACUCGCUCGUUCGUCCGUCCGACUCGCAGAAGCCGCCGCCGACCCUUCGCCACCGCCAACAACCCUUCUGCUACGCUCACCGUCUUAUCUACACUCGUGUGCACAUCUGCCUCUCGACGUCUUCGACGGAGAGAGAAAAACAAUGCCGGGCCAACAGCAAGAACGCAUAAGGCUGUCCUCGAUGGGCGGCGAGUCAACCUGCAGUAACAGUAGUAACGGGGCUAGUGGCAGCACAAUUAUGAAAAUCAGGAGACGCGUGGUUAUGAUGGGAGCAGCCAGAGUGGGCAAAACAUCCAUUAUCAAACAGUUCCUGUACGACCAGUUCCCCGACCGAUACAAGGAGACUAUUGAGGAAUUGCAUCGGGGAGACUAUGAAUUACCAGAUGGUGCAAGGUUAACUUUGGAUAUUCUGGACACAUCGGGAGCUUAUCAAUUUCCGGCAAUGAGAGAGUUAUCUAUAUCUACUGCGGAUGCAUUUCUUUUAGUGUUUUGCGUAGACCGAGAAGACACCUGGGAUCAAGUUAAACACUUCAAAGAACAAAUAAUCGAGAGGCGAGGACCAAAAAUUCCAAUAGUUAUUGUAGGCAAUAAGUGUGAACUUCCUGAAAGAUUUUUACCUACGGAAAUUACCGAAGCAAUAUCCAGAUACGAUUGGGAAUGCGGCUACGUUGAAUGUUCAGCCAAAGAGAAUAGCAACAUAGUACAGGUGUUCAAGGAGCUCCUCGCUCAAGCAAAGGUCCAAUAUAACUUAAGUCCGGCUGUAAGAAGAAGGCGUAUGUCUCUACCGAGUUACGUGGAAAAUCGUUCGGGAUCGACCAAAGGACGAUACAUGCUCAAAAGAAAUUCAUGUACUGUAGCCUGAAAAAUAGAAGAUCCAUAGUUUAUUAUUGUUUAUAAAACGUAAUUUAAAAUAAAACAAAUAAUCUAA
Molecule: messenger RNA, 1036 nt
Organism: Sipha flava (yellow sugarcane aphid)
Lineage: Eukaryota; Metazoa; Arthropoda; Insecta; Hemiptera; Aphididae
Product: GTP-binding protein Rhes-like
Exons: 5
Coding region: 251-970 (239 amino acids)
Molecular function (GO): GTP binding; GTPase activity
Source: RefSeq, a predicted model, not a curated record